GGAUAUUACACAGCAGAGAGGGGCGGAGAGCUGAAGAGCCUAUUUCCCUCAGACUGCCAAGCACACAAUGACAGAGUCCGUCCGGUAGAGCAACAUGCCAUAUUCUGGAUUUUUUAUAUGGAUCUUUUUCUCCUCAUGGGGAAUAACUGUGGGCAGCGUGAGGACUCUACCUCAUGUGAUGAAGUACCAAACUGUGAUUCCUCAGAGACUGAAGGAUUCAUCUCUCAUUAAUGCCGCUGCUACACAUCAGACAUACCCUGAUGUACUCCAGUACUCCUUGAUGAUUGCAGGGCAAAACUACACACUGCAUCUGGAAAAGAACAAAGAUCUUGUCGGGAACAACUUCUCUGUGACACACUAUUCUGAUCAGGGCACCCAAGUCACAACUACUCCAGAUCUUAGGAUUCACUGCUACUAUCAUGGACACGUUGUGGGAGUAGACGACUCCUCUGCCAGCGUGGGACUGUGCUCAGGAAUAAAGGGGUUUGUGCGUCUCCAGGAUCAAAUGUACCUAAUCGAACCUUUGGCCGGCGCCAAGGGGGGACAGCAGGACAACAGACAAAGCUCCGAAGCUCACAGUGACGAGGGUCUUCAUGCUGUUUACAACUACAAACACCUGAGGAGGAAGAGGAGCUCCUGUUCCCAUGGAAACACAACCACUUUCUAUGAUCACGGAGCUCGUCUGUCUGGACUAUUCCAGCUCGGCAGCCUGAAAAGCAGAGCCCAGACCAAAGGCCGUACAGGAAAACCCAAGACAGUGGAGCUGGUCGUGGUGGUCGACAACACAGAGUAUAAGAAGUUUGGCAGUAAGAAGACAAUAGAGGCCAGAGCGCUUGAAAUAGCAAACCAUGUGGACAAGCUGUAUCGCCCAGUGGGUGUCCGUGUGAUGCUGGUCGGUCUGGAUAUCUGGUCAUACAGAGAUCAGAUAGAGGUCAGCACAAACUCGGAGCUCACCCUCGGUCGCUUCCUUGAGUGGCGUCAGAAGAGCCUGCUGCCGAGGACCAAACACGACAAUGCGCAGUUCAUCACAGGUGUGGAUUUUGAUGGUUCCACUGUCGGCUUAGCCAACACCAACGCAAUGUGCACCUCUAACUCUGGAGCUGUCAAUGAAGACCAUAACAUUAACGCAAUAGGAGUGGCCUCUACUAUUGCACAUGAGAUGGGUCACAACCUGGGCUUGUCCCAUGAUUCUGAAAACUGUGUCUGUGGCUCUUUAACAACGAAAAAAGGCUGCAUCAUGGCUGAGAGUGUUGGCUUUGUGUAUCCAGAGCUGUUCAGCAGCUGCAGUCAGCAGCAGCUCAGCAGGUUCUUUGAGGAGGUCAACCCUGCCUGUCUGCUGGAUACUCCUUCUACCGAUCGCGUCUAUGGAGGGCCAGUGUGUGGAAAUGCCUUCCUGGAGCCUGGAGAGGAGUGCGACUGUGGAACUGCACAGGAGUGCAAGAAUCCCUGUUGCAAUGCCACUACCUGCAAACUUAAUGCAGGAGCCCAGUGUGCAGAGGGAAAGUGCUGCCACAACUGCAGACUGAAACCAACAGCCAGCGUCUGCCGACCAAAGGCAGGAGACUGUGACCUGGCAGAAUACUGCACUGGCUUCUCUACCUCCUGUCCGACUGACGCCUACACCCAGAAUGGUCUGUCCUGCAACCGUGGAAAAGGAUACUGCUACAAUGGACAGUGCCCUUCACGGCAGGAACACUGCAAGAGACUUUGGGGACCAGAUGCUGAAGUAGCUCCAGACGCUUGCUUCUACCAGCACGGAAACUGCAGAAAGACACUGUUUAGCCAGAGAUGUUCAAGCCGAGAUCAAUCGUGUGGGACACUUUUCUGCUCCGGAGGCUGGGAGUUUCCGGUGACAUCCAGAAAGUCCUUCUACAAAGUAGGAAAUGGAGACAUAUGCAAUGAAGCAACUAUGAACCCUGAAGAUAACUACCCUGCAGAUCUGGGUAUGGUGCCUGCCGGUACCAAGUGUGGCAACAACAUGGUAUGCUACAAUCAACGGUGUCAAGACAUCAAAAACAUAAAGGUGUACGGACCAAAUGACUGCUCUGCCAAAUGCAACAACCACGGGGUUUGUAACCAUGAGAGCAAGUGUCACUGCGACCCUGGCUGGGUCCCGCCUUUCUGCGAUGUGGAGCAGUCCGAACUCCCUGAAGAGGCCGGUCUGGUGGUGUUUAUCUCGUCACUGGGGGUUGGUUUACUCCUGCUGUCGGUCCUGGUUAUUGCGAGUUUGAUGUGCUGCAUCAAAAGAAAGCGACCUGCAAAGAGAUGCCUCCAAUCUACCUCAGGACAAUCCAACCCAUUGUUUCAGCCAAGCGAUGCACGAGGCAGCCCUCGUCUCGGGUCCACACACAUCAGCCAGCCUACAUUUGUGGAGUCUUCAGCCACGCAAGCCUGUAAACCUCUGUUCUCUGCUACUGCCAGACAACAUACUGGAGCACUGAAGCCCAGCAGAGCAGCUCCAGUGCCACCUAAGAAAAUGUCAGCUGUACCUCAGCCAUUAAAGAUUCAACAGGUUGUGAGGCCGUUCAUGCCGCCUGUUUCAAGCAAGCCAAUCUAUACUGAGAAUAAGCCACAACCUCCAUCUAGACCUCUGCCACCACUUGCGGCAAAACCGAUCAUGACACCAAAGUCUCCGAUGCCUCCAGUGAAGCCCAAGCCCUUUGCAGUCCGCUCUCCGCUGCCACACACUCAGCUGCUUACAGGGAGAGCUGCCCUGAUGCCCCCCAGCAGGCCCAGAUGACAGAGGGAAUAAUUCAGCCUGAUGUAAACACUGAGAUCCUCUGACAGAGGACACUGUUGUUGUUCCACCUAAGAAGGAUCUAGAAAUCCUUGCAGCAGACGCAUGUCUGUUUUAAAGGGGAAACCAGAUCCACUGAACAAUAAGGGACAGAACUUUUCUGUCAAUCAUGGUCUGCCUGAGGAUUACCGCCGUCUGUGUCUUGCCUUUAGUAUAUUGAAGAAGACCUGAAACCGGGAUUACCAGACUCAACUUCUGUGCUUUAGAAAUGACAAAUGGCUAAACUGCCAUGAUGAUGCUUUUUUGUAUUUUAUUUUAAAGGGAAACUUCUCUCUGCCUUGAUCCUUGGAUAUGUGAACACUUUAUGAGGCUAUUGCACUAUCGAUGCUGUAACUGUUUUACUAACUGUUACCAUUCCCUCACAUUGGUUUUGGUACUGCUUUUCUAAGAAAUAAUGUUGUAAAGGGAUUUUGAAAUAUGGAACCAACAUGGGAAAUUUACAGAUUGUUUUAGUUCAGGAUAUACCACAAAAGUUAGGAUUUCUUUAACUUUGUUUGUACUAACCUAGGUAUGCUUGAAUAAUUCCAUGCUGCUGUUUUGUUUUGUAUGUUGACUUGGUACUGUUGAUUGUAAUUAAUCAAGGGAUUUUAUAUUGCAUAUUCUAUGCAGCAGACAGUGUCCUUCGCUCAUAAUGCCAAAUGAUUGUGGUAUUUCCUUUACAGUGAGAACUCUGUCUUUAUUUGUCCUGCAAACUUUGAAAUUUGAACCAUUCAUAUUUAUUGAGAUACUUUUUUUUGUCUGUAAGACGGAGCUUACAAUAAAAAUGAAUCCCCACAA
Messenger RNA from Cottoperca gobio, 3574 nucleotides. RefSeq names its product ADAM metallopeptidase domain 8a (gene adam8a). The record is from RefSeq and is a predicted model, not a curated record. Bases 95 to 2740 code for a protein of 881 amino acids. The transcript has 25 exons. Gene Ontology annotation, biological process: positive regulation of membrane protein ectodomain proteolysis; regulation of cell-cell adhesion; positive regulation of cellular extravasation. Gene Ontology annotation, molecular function: cell adhesion molecule binding; metalloendopeptidase activity. NCBI's taxonomy places the organism in Eukaryota, Metazoa, Chordata, Actinopteri, Perciformes, Bovichtidae.